Molecule: messenger RNA, 2139 nt
Organism: Talaromyces rugulosus
Lineage: Eukaryota; Fungi; Ascomycota; Eurotiomycetes; Eurotiales; Trichocomaceae
Exons: 1
Coding region: 1-2139 (712 amino acids)
Biological process (GO): regulation of transcription by RNA polymerase II
Molecular function (GO): RNA polymerase II cis-regulatory region sequence-specific DNA binding; DNA-binding transcription factor activity, RNA polymerase II-specific
Source: RefSeq, a predicted model, not a curated record
AUGGCUUCGACACGCCACCAAUCUAUCUCGGAUAGCCAUCCACCACCACCGCCCUCUGAUCGUGAAGGCAAAGCCAAGCAGCCUGCCUCGCUCCAACCGUCGCCUAUGCCGUUAAACCCAAUUCCAAACCUGCACACCGCCGCCGCCGGAGACUGUAUUCUGAAUCCAUCGUCAGGCGCCGCUCAUGGAGCGUCGCCCGUCAAAGGAACUCAUCGACCUAAAUCCUCGGGCGCAGGGCAAGCGCGACUAAGCGCCGUGUCUCUCACCGCACCUGUGCCGCCUAUUUUUCCCACCGACUCGCCCAUCAAGAGACCGACCUAUGGACAUUCUCACCAAAGAAGCCCUUCGCUACCCUUGCAAGCUGCUUUCACCACCUUUCCAAGCGCUCCAUCUUCAUUUCAACCACGAUUCAACACUAUCAUGAACAACGAUGGUUUCGCCGAUUUUCCCGACCCAACGUACCAAGUCAAGUCGCUUAAAAGAACCUUCAUGGAAACGGUCCCUGGAAAAGAUCGUUCAUCCAAGAAACAGAAACGGGAAGAAUCCGUUGUCUGCUCACUUCCAGACCCUGAAGAUAUGCCACCAGUCGAAGACGAUGGCUCGAAACCGCCAUGCAGCUACGCAACAUUGAUUGGCAUGGCAAUUUUACGUGCCCCCGGCCGCAAAUUGACUCUAGCUCAAAUAUACAAGUGGAUUUCCGACACCUUUGCGUUUUAUCGCUCCGGGGACUCGGGUUGGCAAAACAGUAUUCGUCAUAAUUUGAGUCUCAACAAAGCCUUUAUUAAACAAGAACGUCCCAAGGACGACCCUGGCAAAGGAAACUACUGGGCCAUUGAGCCAGGCAUGGAAGGCCAAUUUCUGAAAGAUAGGCCUGUUCGCCGAGCAACCCUAGCUAGUAUUCCUCUACCCCCGAUUCUUCAAAGGGAAGGGCCAGUAUUCGGUCCUGCCAUCGGUACAGCAACUUGGCGGGUUCCUCCCAACCCUUCUUCGUCUGUUCAGGUGCCAGAGAUUUCCAAGGCAGACGAUCUGUCUUCAGAUGCAACGAUACCAGCCUCGGAUCCUGCCCUCCAAGAUGACGUGAACGACGACGAUACGCGUGCCAUGCCAUCUCAUUCGAAUGCACCCCGUUCUUCACCUCCACAGGUCAUUCAUUCAUCUCCUCCCCUUGCUCCAUCUCGGUUCCUGCGACAAGGAACACCGCCAACCCCCUCACAUUCCACUUUAGCCGCCGCCGUUCCUCGCUCGCGCAAACACGCCUCUACUGCUGCUGUAAAUGACAGUGGCUACUACUCAUCCAUUGAAUCAUCAGCAAUGAGAUCCAAUAAAGCUGGUCACAUAUUGACGUCUGAUUUGGACAUUGAGCCCCCACGCAUCAAGCGCGGCCGUGCUGAAGAGGAAAUUGCUCGGAUCCGUAGCUCCUCUCAUGACAUCAGCCCAAGCCAUCCGAAAAUCCUCAAAAAGGAAUCCGUAUCAAUGGCCGGUUCUUCACCUUUCCGUGACAAUUAUGUCAGUUUUCUGGCUCCGCCUUUAACACCAGCCAUCAAAUUCAAGAAGCCCCUUAAACCACCCCCAUCCCUGUCUCCGAAUACCAACCUCCGAAACCACCGUCGCAAGAUUCAGCAGAUGGUGAACUCUCCGAUCAAGCAUCUGGACCUGUCCAAUGUUGAUUUCCCAUUGAGUCCAAACUUUAACAUACACGACGACGCGGCAACUCCCAGCAAUAGCCUUCAACUCCAUUUCGAUAUCUUCGCCGACUCCACGGCCGAUAUUACUUCCACCCCCAUCUUCAGAUCCCCAGAUAAGCGUCUUCUCAAGUCCGGCUUGGAAGAUACAAAUGCCUUUGUGGGGUCUCCCCUAGCCGACAUCACAUCCAACAGUGCAAACAAACGACUGAGUCGUGGACUCGAUAGCACUGGAAAGGGCUUGAGUUUUCAAGACUCGCCUUCCAAGAUCCCUCAAUCGGCACGUCUCUCUGACGCGUCGAAUGAUGACUUUUUCUCCUUUAGUCUUUUUGACGGUAGCCCGGAGGAAGUAGAUGGGAUCGACCUUCUCCAAGGGUUCAAAAAAAUCGGUGGAAGUAGCAAAGAGUCUGGUGUAAGACCAACUUUCAAUCAUCGAAAUCACACGUCGUUUUUUUAA